UGCACCACUCGUUGCUAACAAAGGCUAGAAAGCCCACAUGUAAUCAUAAACUCACAAGCAACGCAGCUAUGAUAACCAUUUCUGGGUGAAAUUUUAUACUUGGUAGGAUUUUGUGUGUUCAACAAUGGCAGUAAAUUGCUGCUCUCUCCCCAAUACCUCAAAUCCAAGAACACCCAUUUCUUUUUUCAAAUUAAACAAGAAAAAACAUAAUCCGUGUCACUUUCAUUUUCCUCUGAACUCUUCUUCUUCUCUCUCUAAAUUUACUUGUCAACUUCACAUUGGAUUUGAUGAAAUUGUUACAAUUACCCAAAACAAGGUUUUGAUUGCAGCAGGAGUAUCAGCAGCAGUUGGGCAAUUAGCAAAGCCAUUUACAUCAGUUUUGUUUUAUGGCAAAAGUUUUGAUAUAAGAGCUGUUGUUCAAGCUGGUGGAUUUCCUUCUACUCAUUCCUCUGCAGUUGUAGCUGCUGCAACAUCUCUGGCACUUGAGAGGGGCUUUUCUGAUUCAAUAUUUGGAAUGAGUGUUGUUUACGCAGGCCUUAUUAUGUAUGAUGCACAGGGAGUAAGAAGAGAAGUUGGUAUUCAUGCAAGAACGCUUAACAAGCUACUGCUAGAGGACCAGAUGAAGUCUGUAACUAAAGACCGUGACAAUAACAUAGAUUCUGAAUCAGAAAAGUUAUCCGUGGGAAACUCAAAAGAGCAGACAACCGCCACUCAAUUACUUGGAACUAGGCUGCAGAACAGUACAGCUGAGAAAGAGAAAGAAAUACAGAGAACUACUUCUUAUAAACCUCUGAAAGAAUCAAUUGGUCACACUGAGGUUGAAGUUAUAGCAGGAGCUAUAUUUGGUUUCCUUGUGACACUGACUGUUAAUGCAAUUAUGUGAUCUUGACUUGUUCAAUAUAUUUUCUAUAUUCAUAUCAAUAUCAUUCAAGUUGUUUCUCUGA
This is a messenger RNA of Spinacia oleracea (spinach), 944 nucleotides long. RefSeq lists its product as uncharacterized. The transcript is spliced from 5 exons. The record is from RefSeq and is a predicted model, not a curated record. The coding region runs from base 125 to 883 and encodes 252 amino acids. NCBI's taxonomy places the organism in Eukaryota, Viridiplantae, Streptophyta, Magnoliopsida, Caryophyllales, Amaranthaceae.